Molecule: messenger RNA, 2232 nt
Organism: Closterium sp. NIES-65
Lineage: Eukaryota; Viridiplantae; Streptophyta; Zygnematophyceae; Desmidiales; Closteriaceae
Source: the annotation of a GenBank genome assembly
AUGCGCGCUGAUCUAUGCGCUCACACUAUGGGAGAGUUGCUCCGGAAGCUAGAUGAGGAUGGCUUGGAUGUUCCUUCUCAGCCAAGCGGGUUGAACACCAACACGACUUUGAGGGAGGGUGCGACGGAAGGACAUGAGAAAGAAGAACAGCGUAUAGACCAGCUCGAGGCGGAGUUGUGCUCGUUAAAGCGUGAGGUGGGUGCGAUGAUAGCAAGAUUCGCCGCAAUUGGUAGUGUGCUUGGGAUGUCGAGGGAGCAGUUGAUCUCAGCAGGCGAAAACAUGCUGCAGCAAACUGGCGUCGCUGAGCAGGGAUCGAGGGGUACGGAUGGGCGCAAGCACGGACCGCACACUCCAAUGCGGCCAUCAGGCUACACGAAGCAGGUGAACGACAGCCCAGACGAGGAUAUGAUGGGCUCGAACACGAGAGUGUCGCUCGACAGCAAAUUCGCGACGGCUGUUGGUGCGUACCCCUGUUUCCCGGCACCUCUGCCAAUCCCCGGGACGGUUCCACACUGGCUGCUGUCACGGCAGCAGGCAGCUGCGGUUUCACUAGUCCAGCCAUCCUAUCCGGUGUACGGGAUGGCGCAGAGCGGUGCGGUCGCACACCCCGGCUUCGUAGCUGUACCUAAGCAGGAGACGUUGGCGGGAGGAGAGGAUUCGGAGGAAGAUGGAGAGGGCGAGAACGAGCCAGGAACAAAGCCGACCAAGUACACAGGGGUCUAUGUGGAGGCCGAUACAGGCAAGUAUGGGGUGAAGAUCGUCGCAAAGGACAAGGAGGGGAAGAAGAUAACGAAGAGAGUCGGCGCGUACACCAUGAUAGAGGAGGCAGCGUAUUGCUACGCGGCAGCUGCCCACGUGCUGAGGCCUGGUAAAGGCACCCGGAAUUCCGUGGCUUUAACACCGGCAGAUAAGGCAGCUUUGAAGGGGUGCACUCCCGAAAUCCUGAAAGUCAUGGUGGAUGCCCGCAUGUGGUGGCGCUGGAGGGUAUGGAGGGAGACUUACAAAGGUCUGACGCUGAAGGCAGCGCGAACAAAGAAGAAUGCAAUGCGUGCAAAGAGGGGGAGACCGCGCAAGGGGAGUGGUGAUCAGGGUGGGGGCACGGUAGGGGAGGGUGAAGGCGAGAAGGCUGGCAAUGCGGACAUUGUCAUCGCUGGCCACGAAACAGAAAACAGCAGAACGCGUAAGAUGGCCUGCGGUGCAGAGGCAAAGUCUAUAGAGGACAAGACAGAUGAAACUGUUUGUGUUGCCCGGCAUUUAACUGUCUCCACCGCCUACAUUCCCAUGUCCGCAAAUAAUACGGGGGGCGAGACAUCGGACGCUUCUCCCGGCAGGGUCGGCAAACAAGCGCUGGUGAGUCACUCGCCCGAUUCGCGUACCAAUAGCGACGGUGCUCCUCGUCAGGCGAACCGGAAUCGAGGCGAGGACGUAGAAGGGGGCAUACAUGCACACAUCGUGAGCAAUAUAAACGCUUCCGAAGAGGAGGAUGACGAGGAUGUGGGUGACGCGAUGCGCACGAUGUUCGAAAGCAACGCGAGAGUUUCCAACGAUGCUGUGGACACGCAUGGCGAGGAAGUGCACGUUUCCGCGGGAGUAUUCAGGAGCCUCCUUAAGUCGCAGGACGAGAGCGCGCAGAAGGUGGCCCGCUUGGAAAAUCUGCUGUUGAAGUCCGAUGGGGGGUCCCGUCGGCGCAAGGCGGAGCGGCAGAGGGAUCCCGGGCAGGGAUGCAUGAACCCAAAGCGCCAGCGUCGCGGCCCGGCAGUGGCAGACGUCGAGGAGGAUGACGACGAGGAGGAAGACGACGACUACAAAGACAUGGCACAGGUUCGGACAGCGCGUCGGAAGCACAUGCGCUCUGCGAAGUCGCCUGUUCUGCAGCGCGCACUUGAUCUGCUGCCGGCCGACAAGGCUUGGAAGCGCCUAUGUGAGCUGGUCCGAGUGCAGCUAUUCUUGCAGAAGCCUGCGGCAACCAUGACGUUCUAUCCAAGCUCAGACGACAAGACAUAUGGCGUUUGCGCAGUGAUUGACAGACUGCCUCAUAGCUUCGCGUGCCUUGCGCUUGCGGCGGACAAGUCCUGCCGUGCUGACCUUAACAAGACGCUGAGCGAGUGGAAGACAAGGGCAGCUGGACGGGUCCGGGACAUUGCGCUCCCUAAGCUUGGAUUCUUCCGUGAUGAGCGUGACGAGGCAAGCCCGUGGGCAAGGGACAACGCACGGACGCUGGAGCAGAUGUGA